UAUGUAAUAGUAGAAAUAUGUCGUCGGUUACUAAUAAUUAUGUGUCAAAACAAGUUUCCGGGUACUAAUAAGUAUGUAUCCAAACAAGUUUCGUACUAUAACCUCUAUUUUCCACGUGUUCUUAAAAUGUUCAUGCUACAAAACUUAAUUGUAUUUACGAUAACUAGUAUUGUAGUGAUAGCAUUUUCUAGCUAUCUUAAAUUUAUACAUUUUUUCAAUAGUUUCACGUAUCAGUAUUUUAAUAAUAUUGUCGAUUUACAGAUAUACGAUUACAUUAUCGUUGGAGCAGGCACCGCAGGUGCAACAAUAUCUGCAAGGCUAGCAGAGUAUGGGUACAAGAUCUUAUUGCUUGAAGCUGGUGGGGUUCCACCACCUUUUCUGGAUAUUCCACUUUUAGCUCCUUUAAUUCAAAAUAGCCCAUACGAUUGGCAAUACACUACUGUGCCUCAACAAAAUGCUUGCAAGGGCUUAAUCAAUAAUCUAAGUAGAUGGCCAAUGGGUAAAGUUCUUGGUGGAACUAGUCGUUUAAAUUAUAUGCUGUAUGUACGAGGACAUCCUACUGAUUAUGAUGAAUGGCUACCAGAUUUCACUGAACCCAUUACACAGUAUGGUGGACCAAUGAAGGUAAAUAAUUUAAAAUGGCACACUCUUCUCUCUAAUACAAUCUUAAAAGGAUUGGAAGAGUUACACCAAAGUAUUGGUAACAUUAACAAGGAUUUAAAAAUUGGUUUCAUGAAACCACAGCUAUCUAUGGAAAAUGGUUCACGAUGGAGUACAGACAAAUUAUUGUACAAAGAUUUUCAAAACAGAAUUACUGUUAUUACUCAUGCACACGUUGAAAAAGUAUUGAUAGAAUCAAAUAGAGCAGUAGGGGUACAAUUUGAGGCCCUGAAUAAAGUAUUUCAAGCCAUUGCAAAAGAAGGUGUCAUUAUUAGUGCCGGUGCUAUUGGGACUCCUAAAAUAUUAAUGUUAUCUGGUAUUGGACCGAGAAAACACCUAGAAGAUUUAGAAAUAAACGUUAUUAAGGAUUUACCAGUUGGUCAACAUUUAGUAGACCAUAUACUUACUGGAAUUGACUUAGUUACAUUGAAUGAAACUGUUGGUUUGAACAUGGCUGAUACUUUAAAUCCUAUUUCAGCAAUGAAGUACUUUCUUUUUGGAGAAGGUCCUUGGACAUCUACAGGAGUUGAAGUUCUAGGAACAUUUCAUAGUUCAUUUAAGACAAACAUAACAGAUGUACCAGAUUUACAAAUAAUGGCAAUGCCACUUGGAGUAUCAAAGGAUAAUGGAAUUGUGUUGAGAAAGGCUAUGGGAAUUUCUGAUAAGGUUUACAAUGAAUACUUUGCUCCCCUUGCUUAUAAGAAUACAGUAACAAUUGCUCCAGUUCUGCUACAUCCAAAAAGUACGGGAGAAGUUAAAUUACACAGUACUAAUCCUUCUGAUCCACCACUAAUUAAUCCAAAAUACUUAACAAAUAAGGAUGACAUUGCACUUCUUGUUGAUGGAUUACAAUUUGUAAAGAAACUCGUUAGAACAAAUGCUAUGAAAACUCUUGGUGCAUCCAUUUAUGAAAAACAUUUUCCUGGUUGUGAAAAAGAAAAGUUUGAUAGUGUAAAGUACUGGGAAUGUUACAUACAACACUUAACUUUAACUUCUUAUCAUCCUGCUGGAACAUGCCGGAUGGGUGAUGUUGUUGACCAAAAGUUCAAGGUUUAUGGCAUGAGAAAUUUGUAUGUAAUAGAUGCAUCUGUACUACCAUCAUUACCAAGUGGUAAUAUUAAUGCUGCAGUUUUAAUGCUUGCAGAGAAAGCUGCACAUACAUUUAAACAAACUGCAGAAUUUCACUUAAAUGAUAAAACGUGUUACAACCCAUACAGUUGUUAUUCAGAACAUACUAAUUGCUUUAACACUUUACCGGUCGCUGUCACGUACACGUGAUUAUCAUUCCGAUGUUUGCAAAGUAUUAAUAUAUGAAAUAAAAUAACUCUUAUCAGAUUCUUACUUUAAUUCAAUAAUAUAUACUUUCAUGACGAAAAGUUAUUUUGUUAUUAUUGCAUCCAAUACACGAGAGUGAAAAAGGUGUAAGAUUAAUGAUAAUAUAAUCAAUAAUAAUGCACAGUAAGUUGUUAAGAU
Molecule: messenger RNA, 2133 nt
Organism: Nomia melanderi (Alkali bee)
Lineage: Eukaryota; Metazoa; Arthropoda; Insecta; Hymenoptera; Halictidae
Product: glucose dehydrogenase [FAD, quinone]
Molecular function (GO): oxidoreductase activity, acting on CH-OH group of donors; flavin adenine dinucleotide binding
Source: RefSeq, a predicted model, not a curated record